AUGUGCGUCCAACAUUUCUCCUCCCGUCUAUCGAAUAGCAACUCCUUUUUCUUACAACAGAAAAGGAGAAAUUUCAUCGCCUUACACAAUUUAGUGAUAAAUAAUUUCCUUAAAAAGUCUUUAACCUGCAACGUGUGUUUCAAUCAACAUCAUGCGCACCGGCAGUUCACUCAAUUAAGUGAUUUUUCCAAUUUAAAAAAAAACGUGAAAUAUGUGCACAGCUUCCGCUCCACGGAAAGAAAAAACGCAUUUCUCGAAAAAUGUUUUUUUUACCUGACCCCCAAGUAUUACUUGCAAACUCAGAUAAAAAGCGCCAUUAAAAAAAAGCAAAACAUUUGUUUAAUUAGGAGGAAGAAAAGGAAGGAGCAUCGCAACUAUUAUAAGUAUGGGAUAGGGACCUAUCGCAAAAAGGGGAAUUCACACACAGUUCUUCAGCUGGCGAAAAAUUCACAACAGGGAAGCGGCAGAGCAGAAAAGAACCAACUGAUUAAUCAAAAUGGCGAUUCUCUUCGACACACCCUUUCUGGAAACAACAUAACCCGGGACAGGCACACUCAAUGGGGAUGGCUCACCAACAUUAGUUCAUUCCACACGAAGGUAAUCAGACACCGAAGGGGCGGAAACCUGAGGAGUGCCCGUCUGAUAGGUCGAAGAAGUAGAAGGAUCAGACAGGUCGAAAGGUCGAAUGAUCAGGGGAUAUUCCCCUCCAGUGGGAGACCGCCUCUACACCUUGAACAGAAUACAAAGGCGCAUGAACGUGGCCAGUCAAACGGUGAAAACACGUUCGCGCAUGUGAAAGGAGCAAGUUGCGAAAUUCACCCAAAUGAUGUGAACCCAAAUAAGCACGGGGGAAAUUCACCCUCCAGUGCACAAAGCAAAACGGACCACACAAACAAGUGCAAAAAGAACGACAAACUGGUGUCCAAAAAGGGCGACUACUACAGCUGCAAAGAUGGUGAAAAAACGUUCGAAGAAAAGUCCCACGAGAAGGGAGAAAUGAAUAUAAAGAGGCACGACUUAAUCUUAGUAGCCCUCUCAGGGUGCAUCCCAUUUAUCUGUUUCGGCUUUGUUGAUAACUCCUUUAUGAUUAUUGCAGGGGACCUAUUCGAUUCUACCUUCUGCGUCUUUCUAGGAUUCAGCACCUUGGCUGCAGCAGGCUUGGGAAAUCUAACCAGCGAUGUUUUGGGAAUAUUCAUUGGAGGGUACAUAGAAAAAAUCAUCGUUUAUAUAGGAUUCCCCAGGAUAAAUUUAACGAAUAAACAACUGAAAAUGAACAGAACUAGACGAUACUACUAUAUUGGAAGUGCCAUAGGGAUAGCCAUAGGAUGUCUACUAGGCAUGAUCCCCCUUUUCUUUAUCGAUAGUAACAAAUUAGAAGAAAAAAAAAAAAGACAAAAAAAAAAAAAAAAAAAUAACAAAAUUAACAAUGUGGAUAAAAGUCUCUUCCACUUGGUUUCUACUCAGCUUCCAAAAUUUGUAAAUUCAAAUUAUGCCUUUUUAUUUGUUGUUGAUGAAGGCGCUCGUAAUUUUUACUCGCUCAUCAAUAACACCAUUGUGCGGUUCCCCCUUGAUGAGGACAUCAUUGGACAUGUUUAUAAAAGUGGGAAACUUAUCAACUACGAAAGUGGGAGCCUUAUGAAAAACUUCGCUCAUUCGUAUAAGCCGAGUACGCAGAAGGAUAAAAUCGGGGAAGAUCUACCUCCUAGUGAGCAAACAAACGGAGGGACAGAACUAUCCCUCCCAGGGGACGCACCCCAAGGGCGUAGGAACAAUGAAAAUUCCCUGCAUUUUCUCAAAAAUCAGGACUUCCAAAUCGACGGAAAGAGAAUUGACGUCCACCAGGUCAUUGCCGCACCGGUGUUUGGCCUAGACGAAUCCAUCAAAGCCGUCGUGGUGGCGCUCAACGCGAAGGAUAAAGUUUCCUUCUCCGAAAAGGACGCCCAGUUCCUCAGCAUGUUCUGCUCGCACAUAUCGCAGGAGCUGGAGGACAACAAGGGGCUGUCCGGCACCCUAAGGCUGUGCAAAAAAAUAGUGUACGACUAA
Molecule: messenger RNA, 2043 nt
Organism: Plasmodium coatneyi
Lineage: Eukaryota; Apicomplexa; Aconoidasida; Haemosporida; Plasmodiidae
Exons: 3
Coding region: 1-2043 (680 amino acids)
Cellular component (GO): mitochondrion
Source: RefSeq, a predicted model, not a curated record